This is a messenger RNA of Vanessa atalanta (red admiral), 4617 nucleotides long. It is a transcript of the gene DAAM, whose product is annotated as disheveled-associated activator of morphogenesis 1. The record is from RefSeq and is a predicted model, not a curated record. Lineage: Eukaryota; Metazoa; Arthropoda; Insecta; Lepidoptera; Nymphalidae. Gene Ontology annotation, molecular function: small GTPase binding; actin binding. Bases 357 to 3878 code for a protein of 1173 amino acids. Gene Ontology annotation, biological process: actin cytoskeleton organization; positive regulation of actin filament polymerization. The transcript is spliced from 21 exons.
CCACUCGCUGCGAAGCCUCUUGCUCCCUCAGUCACCUGCCGCGUACUGUCCGAGACGCGCGCUCAUACGAUGAAAGGCACACUCUCGAAUGAUUCGAUCGAAUCGAAAAUUUAACCGCGAAAUUGUGAGGUGCAAGUGAUCAGUGACAUUUCUUUUGAGGUCUCGAUUUUUUCUAAAUAAUUUUCGGAUGUCCAGAUAUUUAAUUAAAAAUCGUGACCUUCAAAAGAAAUAGUUAAAGGAAAAUGAAAGGAAGAAUUCACAAUUGAUUCAAAGACUGAGAAUGACAUCUUCGAAAGACAUAAGUGACUGAUGUCCUAGCAGUGAUUGUGAGUAGUGAAAACACCAUCGAUAUCAAAAUGUGCAGCAAGGAUCAGAUAAGUCACAUACUUGGAAAGAUCAAUGUGGGUCUCCCAUCUUGGUCGCGCGGUCUGGAGGCAGCGGAAGCGGCGCGCGCGCGCCUCGUGCGCUGGGCGUGCGGCGACGCGCCCCCCGAACCGGACCCGCCGCGGAAGAAGAUGCCUCACGCCCUGCGCCGCCGGUGGCCGAUGUGCCCCUGCUUACAAAAUGACGAGCCACCCGAGAUCACGUACUGUGUGGUGGGCGGCGAGGGAGGCCUCGCGCUGCAGGCGGUCACCCCCACGCAUCCCAUGCCGCCACAAGAUGAGCUGGACGCGAAAUUUGCAGAAUUGGUGGAAGAGUUGGACUUGACAGCGGUCAAUAAAGCGGCGAUGAUGGAACUGCCCGCGGCGAAAAAGUGGCAGAUCUACUGCAGUCGACGACCGCCACCUGGACAAGCGCCCCCACUGGCAACAGCGCCGCAAGUUGAAGACUACAUCAAGGCUCUGAACGAAAUUGCUGAUGCCUUUUCAUCAUCGGAAGCAAUAACACCCACCGAAGCGUGUGCACUAGUCGAUGGUUUGAAGACCGCGCUUCGGACGCGAGCGCACAGUUUCGUCCUGCGUUUCAUCAAGCAGGGCGGUCUUGCUGCUUUGUUGGAAGCGCUGCAAAGAGCCCCACGAGAUGACGCCACCACAAGACACAACCUUAUUGCUGGGAUCAAAGCACUUAUGAACAACUCGACGGGUCGAGCUCACGUCCUAGCGCAUCCUACGAGUAUCGAUCUGAUCGCGCAGUCGAUGGACACAGAAAAUGUUAAGACUAAAGUUGCUGCCUUGGAGAUUUUGGGAGCAGUUUGUCUCGUACCAGGGGGACAUAAAAAGGUCUUGGAAGCAAUGAUCCACUAUCAAAAAUACGCAGGCGAACGUGCUCGCUUCCAGGGCAUUGUGAACGAGUUAGACCGUAGUACGGGCGCGUAUCGUGAUGACCUAGGUCUUAAGACCGCCAUUAUGUCCUUCGUCAACGCCGUACUUAAUUACGGCCCCGGGGAAGAAAGCUUAGAAUUCAGGCUACACUUGAGAUAUGAGCUUCUCAUGUUAGGAAUACAGCCCGUAAUAGAGAAACUUCGAAAAUACGAAAACGAGACCCUCGAUAGGCACAUCGAAUUCUUCGAAAUGGUACGAAAUGAGGACGAGAGAGAACUCGCCAGGAGGUUCGACAAACAGCACGUCGAUACCAAGAGCGCGGCCGCCAUGUUCGAACUGUUGAGGAGGAAGCUCAGUCACACGGCUGCGUAUCCACAUCUACUCUCCAUGCUGGAACAUCUCUUAUUACUACCAUUGGAAUACAACCCCCACUCGCAACACUGGCUGCUGCUGGACCGAGUGGUGCAGCAGGUAAUCCUGCAGCAGCCCGCCGCCGGCAGCCGCGCCAACAGCGACCGCGACAGCGCCUCCGACACCGGCUCCGAUCACGUCAAGGUUUAUGAUCCAGACGUCGCUCCCUUGGAAAUAAAUGUUGGGGAGAUCGUUCACUUACUAGCUAAAGAAGAAGAAUUGGUCGCCGCUAGGACUAAAGCUGAGAACUUGGAGAGGGAAAACGUUGACAUGGCUACAGAACUAGCAAAGAAGGAGAAGCAAGUGGACCAGCAAACGCAAGAAAAGGAGGAGCUGGAAGGAGUGGUCUCGAGGCUGAAGGAGAGGCUCGAGAGGGAGACGGCUGCUCACAUGGAGUGCACGGAACGGGCCAGGUCAUCGGCCUGCAGAGCCCACCAGCUCGAACAACAGUUGAAUCAAGAGCGAGCUGAGCGAGCGAGAUUCGAGAAACUGGUCAGCGAAGGUAGCAUACCUGAUGACGCGAAGGUCAGCAAUCUGAAGAGCGCAGUUAUCGAAACCUGCAGUGUGCCACCACCUCCACCUCCACCAUCGCUCUGCCCCCCUCCACCCGCCGCACCGAUGCCUCCCCCGGCCCCUCUUGCACCCCCGGCCCCUCUCGCUCCAGUACCCCCGAGACCUAAGAAGAACGUUCCCACCCCCGGUAACCCGCUCAAGAGCUUCAACUGGAGCAAGUUGCCGGAUACGAAACUCCACGGUACGAUCUGGCAAGAGCUCGACGAUGCGAAGUUGUACAACGCGAUGGAUCUGCACGCGAUCGAUAAGAUGUUCUGCGCCUACCAGAAGAAUGGCGUUCAGAACGAAGGAUCCGUAGAAGAUUUACGACAGCUAGGUUCCAAGCCGCGCACCAAAAUCUUAUCUGUGAUCGACGGUCGUCGUGCCCAAAACUGCACGAUCCUGCUUUCGAAGUUAAAGAUGUCUGAUGAGGAGAUUUGUCGAGCAAUUCUGCGCAUGGACAGCGGAGAACAGCUUCCACUUGAUAUGGUGGAACAGCUGCUGAAGUUCACACCGAGUGCUGAAGAAGCUGCUCUGCUGGAGGAACACCAGGAUGAGCUAGACAGUAUGGCGCGAGCGGACCGAUUCCUCUAUGAAAUUUCCAAGAUCCCCCACUACUCGCAGCGGGUGCGCACGCUGCUGUUCAAGAAGAAGUUCUCGGGCGCCGUGGCGGAGGCCAGCAGCCGCGCGUCCGUCGUGCUGCGCGCCGCGCGCGACAUGACGCGCUCGCGCCGUCUGCGCGCGCUGCUCGAGAUCGUGCUGGCGCUCGGCAACUACAUGAACCGUGGCGCUCGAGGAAACGCGUCGGGCUUCCGAUUGUCAUCUCUAGGAAAGCUAGCAGACACCAAGUCUAGCGUUUCGCGAAACACAACGCUGUUACACUAUCUCGUUGAGCUGUUGGAGACGCAGUUCAAAGAAGUUCUUCUACUCGAAGAAGAUCUACCCCACGUAAGAGCAGCUGCUAAAGUCUGCAUCGACCAACUAGAGAAGGACGUCGGCGCCUUACGCAAUGGUCUACGCGAAGUGUCGAGGGAAUUGGACUAUCACGCGUCUUUACCAGCUCCAGCACAACCGAAUGACGCUUUUGUACCAGUCAUGAGGGAGUUCCACGCCCAUGCUGUCUGCUCCUUCACCCAGUUAGAAGAUUUGUUCCAGGAUAUGAAGAGUCGUCUGGAAGCUUGCGCUCAUGCCUUCGGUGAGGAACCCAGUGCGUCUCCAGAGCAGUUGUUCGGUGCUUUGGAUGCAUUCCUCACUCAGUUGGCAGAGGCCAGGGCCGAGUGUGACGCAGCCAGGAGACGGAGGGAUGAGGAGGAGAGGAGAACCAGGCACGAACAGGAGCUCAAGAAACGUACAAUGGAAAGAAAACAGGGCUCCAGCCUCCUCAGUUCAGUUGGUAGGUCACUCGGUAAAUCCAACGGCACCACCGAUUGCAACGGGCACUCCGGUGACAAUUCCAGAGACGGCACCUUGACCAAUGGACAGAAAGGGGAAUUCGAUGAUCUCAUAUCAGCUCUGAGGACCGGUGACGUAUUCGGCGAUGACGUAGCCAAGAUCAAGAGAUCAAGAAAGGCCGCUAAGGCAGGGUACAAGGGCAGAGACUCCCCACCACGAGGAGUCUGCAGAGAAGAUUCCAGGGAACGACAGAAGAACUGAGCUUAUCCAGAUAUGAUGUAAUGGAAUUCCGAGUGAUCUGUUCCCUGGAAUGUCGGGAACAUUAAAUAUAAGCGUUUUAAGUGAUAUUUCCAGUGUUGGAUGUAGAUUAGAUUAAAAUAAUCGAGUCACAAAUAAACGUGUUUACUUAGAGAAAUAGUAGGUUGAUUGUGCCAAUAUUUGGUUUGUUCGUGCAGGACGUCCCAACCAGUGUGACACGUCUUAAGGGCGUAAAUAUAUACAGACAGGUCGUAUUGCGUCGGACUUUUUAACGAAAACUAUUUGGAAUCAUAAAUCUUCAAAGACGAACGACAAGUUAUGUUACAACCUAUAGCGUGACAGUGUGAUAUUUUUUUGUCACAUUAAAUUUAAAAUCAUAAAAUUACCUUUAAAGUCCGGGAAGUCGUGCCGCAAAGGUUGGGAUUUCAUGCUUUAUCCUUUAUUGUGGUUCCCACUUUGUGAUCUGUGACGAAUUGUAAAAAGAUCCAUAGACAAUAUGGAUGAUAUUCUUUAUGGUAUACGGAUCUUUUUUAUCUAUGAUCAAUUAUAUUUAUAAUUUUAUUUAAGUUCAAUAAUUGAACGAAGAUUGUUGCUUAGACAAAGUGCUUGUAUAUCAGCAUAUAAUUCUCCAUUUAUGAAGUUAUUAAACAAAAAAAAUAGCUAAUAAAGAAAUUCAAUAUUAUGAAUGUUAGUGACGUAACCAAAAAAAAAUAAAUAUAAUUAUAUAAUCAGCUGUUUUGAU